Messenger RNA from Xenia sp. Carnegie-2017, 1356 nucleotides. Its product is annotated as collagen alpha-1(XII) chain-like. The record is from RefSeq and is a predicted model, not a curated record. Gene Ontology annotation, molecular function: lysozyme activity. NCBI's taxonomy places the organism in Eukaryota, Metazoa, Cnidaria, Anthozoa, Malacalcyonacea, Xeniidae.
AUGAGGGCGAAGAAUGUAACAAGUGUGAUUAAGACAAAGAUUGUGCAAGAAACAAAGAGUAGAUACGAUCGAGAUAAAACCAUUGAUUCUACAGCAUUUGAUUUUCUCCCUCGUGGUGUUCGCACAGCUAUUGUUAGCGUCUGGUUUCAAUUUGGUUAUCCACAAGCUUAUCCAAAAUUCUGGAAAGCCGUGACCACAAAUGACUGGAAAGGAGCCGUAAAGGAACUAAGAAAUUUUUAUAAAAAUUCCGAUGCGCAAUUACGUGGAGAUUUGAUCCGACGUGACGACGAAGCAGACCUAAUUGAAGCAACGUUUUCCAAUUGCAGUAAACCGGUGGAUCUUGUUUUUCUUCUUGACGAAUCAGGAAGUGUAGGACAAAAUAACUUUCAGAAAUGUCUUGACUUUGUAAAAAAUGUUAUCAAAUCAUUUCCCGAUGAAAAUUUAACCGGAAAGAACGGUGCAAGAUUUGGCUUAUCAACUUUUUCAUUCGUUUAUUCUUCACACUUCCACUUAAACGAUUACACUACACAAUCGGAGUAUAGUCGGGCAAUUUCGUCGAUCGCUCAUCGUAGUGGAAGUACGUUUCUUGGUGCAGCAUUUCAGCGCAUUUUAAUCGAUCAAUUCACAACAAAUCAUGGUCUUCGUCCAACGGUAGACGGAAUACCCCGAAUACUUAUCGUUCUAACUGAUGGAAAAUCGCAUGAUAGCAUCACAGCACCAGCAAAGAUUGUGAAAAAUAGAAUUGUUAUUUAUGCCAUUGGGAUUGCCAAUCACGACAUAACACAGUUAAAGAAGAUUAAUUCACCAAAUCAACACUUCUUUAAAUCGAGCUCUUUCUCAAAUCUCAAUGCUUUUAUUUCCACUAUAACGUCGUCUGCAUGCUGCGAGCCUCGAGUGGUGGCAAAUAACGAAACGACUAGAGCCAAUGUUAAAAAAGGCGCAAACAAAUACUUCAAUUAUAAAGUCAAGCUUAAGUUGAACCUAAAAAUAGAAGUAAAAGACCUCCUAGGCAGUACUAUUCUUUACGUGUCUCGUACGACCCCACAUCCAUACCGUUACAACAACGAUUUAAAAUUUGAACGAACAUCACAGAAGGAUAAAGUUAGUGUGAUUUCAGCAAGCGCCACCACGAGACGAUCAAAACGAUCAAGUCAAGAAAAUCUCCGACCCAUCUACAUCUCGCUGACAUCUAACAGUGACUCAGCAGAAUUUGAAAUUAAAGCAAAAGAAUGUGAUCCAAGUGUCUGUGUUGAAGGUACAAAUGAACGUAAUACGGCAUCUUCUAAGUUUUCCCCAAACAUUGGUUUUAAAUUCAUCAUCACAAUCACAGUUGCUUUUUUGCCGUUCGUUGGUUAA